Messenger RNA from Chelonia mydas (Green sea turtle), 7533 nucleotides. It is a transcript of the gene TBX4, whose product is annotated as T-box transcription factor 4. The record is from RefSeq and is a predicted model, not a curated record. The transcript is spliced from 9 exons. Gene Ontology annotation, molecular function: DNA-binding transcription factor activity, RNA polymerase II-specific; RNA polymerase II cis-regulatory region sequence-specific DNA binding. Gene Ontology annotation, biological process: regulation of transcription by RNA polymerase II; positive regulation of DNA-templated transcription; angiogenesis. Gene Ontology annotation, cellular component: nucleus. NCBI's taxonomy places the organism in Eukaryota, Metazoa, Chordata, Testudines, Cheloniidae. Bases 3988 to 5616 code for a protein of 542 amino acids.
CUAAUCAUCUCCGCACAGAAAAAAUAAUUACACCGAGAAGGAGAGUUGCGGUGGGGAAUACAGUCCCGCACCAGCAGGCGUCUGAUGACCGCCGACUUCCCCCCGAGGCUUGCAACGCGCCCCUAACUCAACCCUACCGCUGCUCGUGAAGAGGCAUUUUCAUAGCGGUGGGGGCUUUUGCCUGGCCCCCUGGCCAGGGGACGGGGCUCGCUGGCACGGGUACAAAGCGCUGUAUUUGCGUGUGUGCACGCAGGAUCCGCAAUCUGGCGCAGUCGUUGGGCCAGCGUGGUGUAAACUCAGUCAGUGCGGGGGGGGGGGCCCGAAGCAGGUACAAGUCCCCUGCGGCAAGACAAGCGGGGCAGGCAUGUGGCUGGCGGGACGCACAAGCAGGGUUUGUUGCCAGCCUGCGCUCCUGCUGAGUUGAGAGCUUUGGAGUAUCCCCAGGUGAUUUGCUGGAGGGAGAUAGAGGGACUGGUACUUUUGCCUACCGGGCGGGGGAGGGGGGGUCAGACUGGAAUUUGGGAGACUGCCCCAGCCCUAUUGGAAUAGAAAAACGAGCCUGUGUUAUUUUAAUACAAACGUAGCACAACUCAAUGGAGACAAAUCCCAGCAUAUAGAAUUCAUAGCUGCUUAGAAGCUGGUUCUGGGGUGAGAAAAUGUCCUUUCCCCCUCCCAAUAUACGUCCUUGGGGAUCUUCUUAUUGACAGACGCGCAAGAAGUAACUUGGUAGCCGGGACUGUCUGGUAUGCGCCUUUGGGUCUGUAGUGAGCAUUGUUUUAACUUGGCCUGGGUGCUUUCUCCCCGGCCCCGCAAUUGUCUCGACUCAACUCUUCUCCUUUAGCGGAAUCCCCAGUUUCACGGAGCGCUGCUUCCAUUCGUGUCUUGCUCUCCAAAAAGCUAUAAACCGGUUGUCGACAAAGCGCUAAUUUUCGCAGUUAAAAAUCGCAGGAUUUCUUGCCUACGAAAAUAGCCGCAGUUUCGCUGUAAUUCGUACAAGUUCCACGUUUAGAAUGCUUCGGCGCCCGAGGAAUCCAAUCCCCACCCCACUCCUUUCCAUCCCUAGGUUUUGUGUAUAGGGGAGAUAUAUUUACUUAUGAAGCUAUGGGUGCAUUAAUUCCUGCCCCCCUCCCCCGAUAUUUGAAGGGAGUUCAUAACCCCCAACUCGCUGGAUUCUCUGUAAUUUGGAGAGUAGCACAAAUGCCUGCUAGGAUCCCUCCUGCUUCUGUGUCCCCGGGUUGGGAAUUUCUACUUUUUGAUACAAGUUUGUGUCUCAGCAGCACUGGAAAUCAAUGGGACGGUGUUAAACGUUUGCAAAUUGGUGAGGCAUAAAACAGAGCAGAUGAGGACUAGCUUGAUGCUGUUACUGGCAAUAAUAAAGGAAUGGAUCAGAUUGAUUUCCCACCGGGCAAAACCGAGACCCAAGACAGCAAUGGGAAAUAAAGCGUUCAGCUGGGGGAAAGUUUCAAUGAUCAAUGCAAGGACUAGAUUGGCUUAUGGAACGGGUUUGCUUUGCUUGCUUUCUAAAGUCCAGACCAAACUAUGUUUAAAAUACGAGCUCGCAUCUUAACGUAUUUAAUUACAGACAUUAGGAUUAAAGAACUGGCUUGUUCCAAGUGUUGCCUGAUCUAUAAAUGGUGUAUUGGCUAUUUUAAUUAAUAAUAUAGUAAUAUUAACCUGUACUUAUAGGCUACACAAGAUAAAUUUUAAAUAUACCCUUUGGCUGGAUCGACGGAAAUAUUACCCACAAAAACUUCCGACGAUUUGAAACGCGAUUCCGAGCGGUGUUUUAUGCCUGCUCGAUCUGCAUGGACCCCUGCUCUCCGUUCAGCUGUAACUGCAAAUCCUAACAGGAUAAAACUCUACUGUUCAAAACACUCACUCACCAGGCCGCUGGAGUUAUUGGGGUUUGAGAGUCCUACAACCGCUCGAAAGAGGCAAACAGCAGAAAUCUUUAAAGCUUUCUACUGUGAGUAAAUUCUCAUCCCCUAGUAAAACAUCUCAUCCCAAAGAGCUAAUGUUACUCCCCCGCAGGAUUCAUUUCCAAAUCAGGUACCGGCUCAGGCAGCCAUCGGUGCUUAUGUCCCUGCGGCACGGUAUGGACAAGACCGAGGUGUAAACGCGCUCGUUGCUUGCUGUGCUUAGCGCAGUACGGUAAAUGAAAAGGACAUUUGCACAGUGAAAGUCCGGCUUGAUGCGCCGCAGCCUCGGUGGAGCUGUCAGGUCUUAUCUUUAUUGGCUUUUCCCAGCCUCUGUCCGAGUUGAAAAGAGGUCUCCUUUUAUCUUAGCGAGCUUGCACUGAGAAUGUUUACACAGGGCAACUUUUUGUUUUAGCAUUAUUACCAAGGUUAAAAACCUGACUCGAGCCCGGAGAUAAGUGGGUAAUAUUGCACUGGAGUCGGCUCUCAGGACGGGACCCGGUGCAGCAGCUGCCCGGAUCACGGAGCAAAAUAAAACCAAGCAGCAAACCCUCUUAGAGGUGUUUUCCAAACCAACUGAAAAUGAAGGCGAAUUCCCCGGCAGAGAUUGCGAAUAGUUUCCCUGUAACAGAUCCCUGCAUCCAUCCAAUAAGUGUAUGAAGUGUAAAGCUUGAAAAAUGUUUUUUGGAAGGUGUAUAAAACUCGAAGAGAACUGAAAGACAAGAACGCAAUACGUUCACGCUAGCUAAGUGAAAGCGUUUGUCAAGCUCUAAUUGACUUGUUAAGAGAGAGAGAAAAUAUCGAGGCUCAAGUCCUGAUCCCAUGUACUCAACUGGGACCAAGAUUUAGCCUCGAUACUUUCCUACAAAGUAAAUGCAACUGACCAGUGACUUCUUUAUUUGGUGGAGAAAAGCGAAUGUAAUUGUUUGGGGUGGUGGGUUUUUUUGUUGAAAGGACACGUGAGAACUAAGUAAGUUCUUUGGUAUGUAAAGCUUUUGGUCAGCAGCUAAAACAUCGCUAUUUGUACCGAUCGGACGGGGACCGGGGAAACGUUUGCUUUUGGGAUCCCUCAGUUUAAUAGCAAGCUGUUGCCCUGCUUAAAGUUAGAAAUAAAAAGCGAAGGGAAAACGAGCGUUGUCCCUAGUAAACAACAACCGAGUGUCCCAUCGGAGCAGAACAAACAGACGGGAGCGCAGCUGCCAUUGUAGGCCCUGGGCCGAUCGUGCAGUCUUUACUCGGGCAAAACUCCGCCAUAUUUCAAAGGUGGGCGAGGGGCGGACUAUAGACCCCCUCGCUUUGCAACCGCUCAGCUGAUUUCUGAAUCCCAAGGACGGUUCGUUCAUGGCGAAGUGGAAGAGUCCGUCCGAGGGCUGCUGUUUUGUCACCCACCCAUGCGUAGACAUAUAAUUCCUUCCAGAUUUCUGCUGAGUUAUGCUGUGUUACCAGACUGGGAAACCCCAGGCCCUGAUCCCUUAUAAUCCAGAUCCGGAAACGAAUUAACAGAAUGGGGCUCAAACCCAGGGACCCGUUCCAGUGGCAAUGGAAAUCACAGGGGAGUUCAGCGUUGCGGGUUGGGGGGUUGUUUCUUCAAGUCGUACCUGGGCUAAAGGGAACAGUGACGUUUUCCCGGGGUGGGAAACCAAAGGGCAGGUUUAGAAAAUGCCCCCUCCGCAGUCACCGAGCAGAACCACGGCUGAGCCCGCGGCAGAAAGCAGCGACCGGCCGCUCUGGGCUCCCGCGGCUCCAUGGGGCUGUUUGUGGGCCUGGGCCAAAGCUCUGGCCUGGGCCAGCUGCGGAUACUCGCGAUUUCCGAGCUGCAAAUUAGCGCUGCCCUUGACUCGGCCCCUGGUUCUCAGGCGAUUUCAAUUUGGCACCUGGGCGCACCAGGGCCCAGCGUUUCGGGCGAGGAAGGGGGCUGGGGGGCGCAGGCGGGAGUCGUGCUAGGCAGGGCCGCUCAGGUUAAGCCGAAGCAAAGCCGCGCGUUCAGACAGCGGGGUUGGGGCCGGGCCGGGGCCGAUCGCUGGGCUGGAGGAACCGAGCGCUCCAGCCGGGACAGGCUGCAGGGCCGGAAAUGCUCCAGGAGAAAGGCCUGUCUGAAACGGAAGAAGGGUUUCCAGCAGCCCAGACAGCUGGUCAUGCAGAAUCCGCAGCGGGCUCCCCGGUUCUUGGCGUGGCCGGAGUCAGCAGCACGCCGCUGAGCAGCCCGCAGGGCCAGGAUCCGGAGCAGACAAUAGAAAACAUCAAAGUCUAUCUCCACGAGAAGGAACUAUGGAAGAAGUUUCAUGAAGCUGGCACCGAAAUGAUAAUAACCAAAGCAGGCAGGAGGAUGUUUCCUAGCUACAAAAUUAAGGUAACUGGGAUGAACCCCAAGACCAAGUACAUCCUGUUGAUCGACAUUGUCCCAGCUGAUGAUCACCGGUACAAAUUUUGUGACAACAAAUGGAUGGUGGCCGGGAAAGCGGAGCCCGCAAUGCCCGGGCGGUUAUACGUUCAUCCGGACUCGCCCGCCACGGGAGCUCACUGGAUGCGGCAGCUGGUGUCGUUUCAGAAGCUAAAGCUCACUAACAAUCACCUCGAUCCGUUCGGACACAUUAUUCUUAAUUCGAUGCAUAAAUACCAGCCAAGACUGCACAUUGUGAAAGCAGAUGAAAACAACGCCUUUGGGUCUAAGAACACAGCGUUCUGCACACAUGUGUUUCCAGAGACAUCCUUUAUAUCGGUGACCUCCUAUCAGAAUCACAAGAUAACCCAGCUGAAAAUUGAAAACAACCCAUUUGCCAAGGGAUUCCGGGGAAGUGAUGACAGCGAUUUGCGUGUGGCCCGGCUACAAAGCAAAGAAUAUCCAGUGAUUUCCAAAAGCAUCAUGAGGCAGAGGUUGGUUUCCACUCAUGGCCAGCUUUCAACAAAAACAGAUGUCAACCCACUCCAUGGGAAUCACCAGACCCUUCAGCAUUAUCAAUAUGAGAAUGGUGCUCACAUGCCGUUUGCUGCUUCGGAUACUCAAGAUCUACCACUCAACACCUUCACAGCACAGAGAGAUUCAGGGCUCUUUUAUCACUGCCUGAAAAGAAGAGAAAGUGCUCGGCAUUUAGACCUGCCCUGCAAACGCUCCUAUCUGGAAGCCUCCUCUUCUGUAGGAGAAGAUCAUUAUUUUCGUUCGCCACCUCCAUAUGACCAGCAAAUGUUAAGCCCUUCCUAUUGCAGUGAGGUGACACCUAGGGAAGCUUGUAUGUACUCAGGUUCUGGGGCUGAAAUUGCAGGUGUCUCAACAGUCGAUGACUUGCCACCUCCUCCCCCUCCCCCUUUGAGCUGCAAUAUGUGGACUUCUGUUGCACCUUACACCAGCUACAGCGUUCAGACAAUGGAAACUGUGCCUUAUCAGCCUUUCCCUGCUCAUUUUACUACCACCACCAUGAUGCCAAGACUCCCCUCUAUCACAAGUCAAAGCUCACAACCACCAGGUAAUAGUCCCUUCAGUGUCUACAAUCAACUGUCACAGUCUCAGGUUCGGGAGCGAGUUCCUCCCUCAUCCUUCCCGAGGGAAAGAGUGCACCCAUCUGUUUGCGAGAGGAAGCCCCCAUCUCCGCACUUAAACACAGCAAACGAAUUUCUGUACUCACAAAGCUUUUCACUCUCGAGGGAAUCUUCAUUACCGUACCAUUCAGGAAUGGGGACUGUGGAAAACUGGACUGAUGGAUGAUUCUAAGGAACAAAACAGCUAGUUUUACUGCUCCUGAACAAUGUUACUUCAGUGUUAAUUCCUGUGGGUAACUUGCACUUCAGUGAAACCUACACACAUGUACAUUUCCAAAGGGGGGUGUGUGUGUGUGUAUGAGGCAUUUGUAUCUUUACACACAUACAAUUCAAUGGAAAUAACAAUUCUGUACAAAGUAACUCUUGGAUCAAUGGCCUGGAUUCACCAAUCUUUUCUAAAUUAAUUCAGUCCUACUGGCCCCUAAGAACCAUCCGAAUGACUAAAAUGUGAUGUGGCUGGUCCUUUUUCUUUGUUUAAAACAGCAGAUUUUGGGGGAAAUUAUUACCCUUUAAUUGUUAUGGCUCUAUGACUUCAUGAGCCACAAAAACUAAGACAAAAGAGCAUAUAGUCCAACGUCUGUAAGUCAGAGCUCUUUUCAUCUAGGAUUGUUUCUUUUUCUAUCCUCAGCAGUGGAUAAGCAUUAUCAGCCUGUUUAUAGCCAGGCAAGCAGAAUCUCAGUGAAGUGACUUGCCCUGAGGCUGCAUACUCAAGAAGCCAAGUAGAGAACUAGGAACAGAACCCAUGUCAUCUGAUGCCUGGUUCUGUUUCUCCCAGACACUGCACCAUACUGAUUCCUUGCAGUAUAGUGGCUUGAGAUUUGUCCUGUCUAGUUUUAAAUGGCUCUAGAAAUGGGGGAUACUAUUUCACAGUGUAAUAGGCCCUAAAUACACAUUUUCUUUGCACUGAACUGUAGGGAGUUGUUUCAAGGAUGAUGGAGACAGUGGACCAAUUUUUUUUCCCCAUACUUAGUGUCUUUUUUAAUUAAAAUUGUCAGAUUUUGCAAUGGACAAAAGUAUCAGUGGAGGUGUGAAAAGCUGUGACCAAUAUAUUUGUUGCUAAUAUUUUUACUGUGGAAUUAUUUCCAGAUGACAAAUGGAAGGAUACCGCCUUCAAUGAUCAAAGGCCUGCAAGAAUUCAUCCAUCCAUUCAUCUAAACGAACAAAAACCCAGCCAUUAUGAGAAAUGGACACUUAGGGGGGAAAUUCUGCAUUCUUUAUUAAACAAAACUCCCACUAAUUGCAAUUGAAUAGUUUUGUUGGGAAGGAAUUGCAUCUUCCUCUAUGUAUGUAGAAAGAAAAGGAGUACUUGUGGCACCUUAGAGACUAACUCUGAAACCUGUCAUUAUGCAAGGCACUGAAUUUAGCCCUAUGGAGUAGAAAUCUGUCAACUUCAUGAAAAAACUCGUUAAAUUUGUUAGUCUCUAAGGUGCCACAAGUACUCCUUUUCUUUUUGCGAAUACGUAUUAACACGGCUGCUACUCUGAAACCUAUGUACAUAGAGCACAUUAAUUCUCCAGUCCGAUGCAGGACCACUAGCUGUUACUGUAGAACAAAUAGAAGGAUACAUAGAAAUAACAGUGGGAGUUUGGUUCAAUUAAAGAGUACAGAAUUUGGCCUUUAGCCAUUAAUAAUUUUGUCCUGUUUACCAAGCAGUCAAUGAAUAGGUGGAGGGCAAAAAAAAUAAAUAUAAAAAAUUGAAGUCACUUCUGCUCUUUGCUGAAUCCAUUCCAAUGAGGAGAGAUUGAUGAAGAUGAUGUUUAAGCUAGACAAGCCCAAGGGCACUGAAGUGAAGGUUAUUUUUAGCCAGGACAUUCAUAUCCCAUUCAAGAGACAGUAUGUGUGGACUUGGUAAUCAGAUUUGGGAAAUCACUACAAUUUUUGCAUGCUGAAUAGCUAUUUAUAUAUAUAUAAAUAUAUAUAUAUAUAAAAAUAUAUAUCACAAAUGCAGGCCACCUGUCCAAUUCAGCUUUGCUUUUUACAAAUGAAAUACUUAAUAAAAAUGAAUGUUGCAAGGGGUUUUUUUUUUUGAAAGACAUCUAUUUAAGAUUUUUUUAAUUUACACACUUGCUGUAAAAACUAAGAA